Molecule: messenger RNA, 6021 nt
Organism: Corythoichthys intestinalis (scribbled pipefish)
Lineage: Eukaryota; Metazoa; Chordata; Actinopteri; Syngnathiformes; Syngnathidae
Gene: crbn
Product: cereblon
Exons: 11
Coding region: 77-1423 (448 amino acids)
Biological process (GO): protein ubiquitination
Cellular component (GO): Cul4A-RING E3 ubiquitin ligase complex
Source: RefSeq, a predicted model, not a curated record
GCAGCGCUCGUGAGCCACGGCGCUGCUGAGUUGCAAAAUAUACCGUAGAAGAAGAGUUGGCAUUGUAAACAAGGAUAUGGCUGACGAUAGAGGUGGCGACGAAGACAACAUUAACGACAACAUGGGCAACCAGCUACUGCUUUUUCCAGGCAACGGGGAGGAGGAAGAGGAGGAAGAUGACAUGGAGACUGAAGACCGUGACAACGAGGAGGCAACCAAGCCUAGCAUGAUCACUUUCGAUCCCAGUCUACCCACUUCUCACGCUUACCUGGGCUCGGAUAUGGAGGAGUUUCACGGCCGCACCGUCCACGACGAUGACAGCUGUCAGACAAUCCCCGUGUUGCCCCACACCGCUGUGAUGCUCGUGCCUGGACAGACCCUUCCCCUGCAGCUCUUUAGACCGCAGGAGGUCAGCAUGAUGAGGAGUGUCAUUCAGAGGGAUCGAACCUUUGCUGUUCUCGCCCACAGUGAUGCAGGUGAGCCAGAGGCAGAGUUCGGAACUACAGCAGAAAUCUACGCAUACCGGGAAGAGCAGGAGUACGGCAUCGAGACGGUCAAAGUAAAAGCUGUGGGGAGACAGAGAUUUAAAGUUCACGAGAUAAGAACUCAAGCAGAUGGGAUUCGACAGGCCAAAGUGCAGAUCCUUCCGGAAAGAGUCCUUCCAGAUCCUUUAUCUGCUGUUCAGCUGACACCCCUCUCUAGGCUUAUUGUGCACCCUUCCACAAAUCCCCCAACUCGGGCUGAAUGCUGCUUGAGUAACUACAAACAGGUAACAUUGAGGAAAUUCCACUGUGCCAGUCUAACGCCGUGGCCACCAUGGGUGUACGCCCUCUACGACUCUGAGUCGCUCAUGAACCGAGUGAAGAAGCAACUCCAUGAGUGGGAUGAGAAUUUGAAGGAUGACUCUCUCCCUACGAAUGCCAUAGACUUCUCCUACCGAGUGGCGGCUUGUCUGCCCAUAGACGACUCGCUCAGGCUCCAGCUGCUGAAGAUUGGCAGUGCUAUUCAGAGGCUUCGCUGUGAGGUGGACAUUAUGGAUCGGUGCACAUCACUGUGCUGUAAGCAGUGCCAAGACACGGAAAUCACUACCAAGAAAGAGAUUUUCAGCUUGUCCCUGUAUGGCCCCAUGGCUGCCUAUGUCAAUCCACACGGUUACGUCCAUGAGACUCUGACUGUCUACAAGGCUCAAAACCUCAACCUGGUCGGCAGGCCAUCCACACUCCAUAGCUGGUUUCCAGGGUACGCUUGGACAAUAGCCCAAUGCCGAAGCUGCGGCUCCCACAUGGGUUGGAAGUUCACGGCGACCAAGAAGGACUUGUCUCCGCCUCGUUUCUGGGGUCUGACGCGCUCAGCCAUGCUCCCCCGUAUCCCCACUAGCGAGGGCGACGACGAGCACGACGGCUCUCGUCUCUUCUGCCUGUGACAUCUGACCUUCUUUCCCCGUUGUGUACAAAUUCCUGUCUGGUUGUGUCGCCUCCAAGUAAUCACAUCAUCACAUGCUGUCACCCUUGGCAGUAAAUCCAUCAUAUUAGUGGGAAAGGUCAUCCAACCUUUACGUGGCACUUCAGCAGCAUAUGCUAUAGGAGGAUGACGGGUUGUUCUUAAAGCUUCUUUAUAUGUGAAUGCACUCGUGAAGACAGAGAGGCCCGCUUUCAUUUGUGGUCGUUUGAGCAUGCCGCUCCAUCAUGGCCAGCUGUUUGCAGACUCAUGGGGUUGUGCUUAGACCCUCCAGCUUUGUCCUCCAACCUGGCAGAGGGUUUUGGAGCUUGUCUGCUUCACUCAUUAGAAUCCGUUGUACUGUGCAAACAGUCUAUCGGAAUGCCCAUUGAGAAAGCAAUUUGUGCUUUAUGAAGCAUUUCAUGGACACUGUUUGAUUGAGUCUGGUCAAGCUGACUACCGGUAAAUGGAUAAUUUCGAACCUCAGAACUAAAGCGGUUGUAUUUUUGUAUGUAGAUGAGGCGGUGAUGACAAGUAAUGGGCAAAUACAUGUCGAGGCCUUUUUUUUUAAUUGAGAGUGCUUUGUGCUCUAAUGGUAGCAAUGACCCUUUUUGAAGGUCAAGGCUCAGUUCGAUGAAGGUAAGUAUUUAUCCAUCAUUUAAAAUGUUGCUACUGAUUAAGGCUUUCAAAGCAACAACAAGUGUACAGUAUGUUGAUUAAAGGCAAAAUGAUGCGAUUGCAAACUAUGAUGUAAGAGGACUCUCUUGAGGAUGUAAUACUGCUGUUUUCAGCAUUGUCAAAAUGUGUUGCAAGAUGCUGGUUAUGUGUUCAUCCUUAAAGUAUCCUAAUAAAAAUUGCACUGAAUGCAGAAUGUCCCGUUGAUUAGGAUGUCAAUAUGCUGUUUUUUGGGGGAGCGGGGGGUUGUGCUUGAGAUGUCAAAGUCAAAUUCACAGUGGGCCAAAUUUAAAAACUGGUAAAAAGCGGUUGUUCAACUAAAAUUUUUUUUUUUUAAAUUGACAGCAAUUCUGCAUGCUUUUCCUUCUCGCUACAAAAGUAUGUUAAUACUUUUCGAAUUAAAACAUACAGCUUCUGCUUAAAGACCGCAUUGGAAACAAGGAAAGGUUAUUGUCGUAAACACAACCAAAUUUGAAAUACAUGAUUGGUUUUCGGCUGUUGUGGAAAUCUUUUUCAUAGGCCGUCAACAAAACAACCCCAAAAAGAGAGUACCGUAUUGGCCCGAAUAUUAGACAGUGUUUUUUUUGCAUUUAAAUAACACUGAAAGAAAGAGGGGGUCAUCUUAUAUUCACGGUCUAGACAUUAUACCCAUUCACAACACUAGAUGACGCCAGAUAUCAUUGAAGGGAUGUUCUGUCAUGACAGAUCUCAGCUACUCUUCCCAUUCACGACGCUAGAUGGCGGCAGAUAUCAUUGAAGCGAUGUUCUGUCAUGACAGAUCUCCGCUACUCUUUCAGUUUAACCAGUUUGCAUUAUUUUAUUGCAAUGUUUUUCCUUAUUCAGAUUUGUUUCAAGACUACAGUUACAGUUAGACUUCACUUUGAUGGUUAAUGCAGUUAUUGCAAUUUUGUUGUUUUAGCACAAUAGAUUGGUUUAUUUACAUUUCAAAAACCAGAAGCCAUUCAUUUACGAAUGUGAUUGCACUUUAGUUUACAUAUUUAAAUGUUCAGACUAGUGAUGCACGAUAAUGCAUUUUUCAACCGAUACCGAUAACCGAUAAUUUCCUCCUCAUUCCAACCGAUAACCGAUAAUGUCAAUCUGAUAAUUCUAUUAAAAGAUUUAUGUAAAAUUUUAAAGUAUACACAAAAGAAAAUAUUACUGUGCAAAAAUAUAAUUUAUUGCUCUUUUUUUCAACAUAGAAUAUGAACAAGUUGUCAAUUCCAACAUCUAAAUAACGAUAGAUUGUCUGACAUUGUGUAAUGGUAAACUUUUGGCAACAAUUACUUAGAGUAAAUACCUAAGUUGCAUAAAAAUGCCUUUAAAAGUAAGCCAUUCCUAACAUAUAACAUUAAUACACUGCAAAAUAUACCUCCUUAAAACUAGUCAGUUUUAAGUGUAAAUCUAUUGGAAAUAAGGGAAAUUAUCUGCCAGCGCUUCAAGUGUAUUUCGCUCAGAUUUCAUGGAAGAAAAAUAGCUAGCUGAAAAUAAUCUUAACAGCCUUAUUUUAAGCAAUACAUUAUUAUACUUCAUCCUAAAAAAAAACUUGGAAGAAGAAAAGAUUUUGAAUAAUAUUUGUGGCUACAGAAUAUUAUUGUUAUUUCAUUACAACAGGAAUGUGCAUAUUUAAAUUGGUAAGUGUUAAUAAGUGCCAAUAAGUUUUGAUUAUCUACUGUGACUGUAAUUGAGCAGACAAAUAAGUUAAAUUAAUUUGAAAAGUGAUUGCUAAUGUUAUAUGCUUUGUUGCACACUGUGAAAAUGAUUAACUCAAAAGAGUGAGAUGUCACGUACCCAUCCUGCAGCGCUUUGUUUACAUUUGCGGCACUCACGACAUUUGGUUUACAGCAGCUAAACUGAUACACGGCAGUACUAUUUGGAUGGAGUUGGAGCUCGCAUCUCCGUGCGUGUUGUUUUGUGCCUGAGUUUUGUUAAGCCGAAAAUAAAGGCAGCGUUACAAAGUCAUCUGACCGCUCGUCAUUUUACAUACUGAAUGCAUUAUUGACUGGCUGACUUCGUUUUCUCCAUGUUUAAAUUAUCAUGUAACCACUGUGCCGUCAUGAUAAGCUUGCUUACUGGACAUCACUUUUCCAAAUGUACGUGGUGAAAAUGUGAUUGGCAUGUUUUUCAUGAAGAAUGGUGGUGGUAUAAACUGCAUUAUUUUUUUAUCCAGGGCUUUGGCUCUCGGGUCAUUUCGGUAAAAAAAAAAAAAAAAAUCGUGUCUCGUCUCGGCGGCGGCUACAUUCGUACCGGAUAUUCCGCUCGCACCGGCCGGUUCGCCGUGGCGUAUUCGGGGCCUGGCUCUGCUCGCACGGCGUGAGGGAACGCUCGAGAAACCGGGGUGUUCGCCGGAGGUCCAGAGGCCGGGGAACCGGGCUCUGCCCGCCCCGCCAACGGCGAGGCGGCGGCGGCCUGCCGGACCGGCCAGAGCGGCGGGCUCCGUCGGAAGACGGCUACUUGCCGACUAUCGGUCUCCAGUCGUGCCGGUUUUUAGCCUUAGACGCGAGUUUACCACCCGCCUUGGGCUGCUUUCCCAAACAACCCGACUCUGUAUCGUCACAAGCCCCGUAGUUUAACUUUGUGUUUACAAUAGCUUUAGCAUUCCCGCGAGCAGCAGCCUCGUAUUCGUUCCAAAAAUCUUUGUGAUGCAGUUUUAAAUGGAAGCUGGGUUAGUGGUUUUGAAUGAGGACGCUUUCUUUCGGCCUCGUGGAACUUCUAAGGUACGUUCCGCAGAUGGCGAGAGCGUCGUUUUUUUAGUAACAGCCGCCAUAAUAUUCAACUAUUUCUUGUCGUGUAACUCCGCCUCCUCAACCCCUCCUCCCUCAGGGGCUUCAGAGAGGGGAGGGGUUGAGGAGGCGGCGUGCUGAAUUCUUCGGUUGUGUACAUUUGGAGGCUAAAUCAAGUAUAUAAUUAUCGGAUUGCAUUAUCGGUUGAAUUUUUUUAUUAUCUGGAUUAUCUGUGUGACGUCAUAAUUGCCAUUAUCGGCCGAUAAUUAUCGGCGACCGAUAUUAUCGUGUAUCUUUAGUUCAGACAUUAAGAUUUGAAUGAGGCAAAAUAACAUGCUUUUUCUCUCAAAUAUAUUGUUAUAAUUAUUUGUUUAGGAUGUAAUUAUUUUCUGUAUAAAAAUGAAUUUGGUGUUCAAAAAGUCUCUUUUUCAAACUUGAGUCUUGAGAAAGAGGGGGUCGUUUUAUAAUCAGGGCCGUCUUAUAUUUGGGCCAAUACAGUAUUUCAUUCGAAACCCAAUUUAUACGCUAUUAACAAUCUAACUUUAAUCAUUACUUUGAUGGGCCUCACUUCAUAGAAAAGACCUUCCCAUGCUUCAUUCGUUACACCCAUGUUGACAUUGCACACAGGACAAGUCUGUCGAUUGCAUUAGUGAAUAGAUAAUCUGUUUUACAAAGGUUCUGUUUUCCAACUUUCAUUUGGCCAGCUCUAAUACACAUUUAAUAUGAUCACUUGGGCCAACCAUAAUUACGUUGUGGGCCAAUUCUUGCCCACGGGCCUGAGUUUGCUAUAUUUUGUCGUCCACGUGAGCGUCAAAUACAAGUGCACCAACUUUUUUGUUUGUUUUGUUUGAAUUGAAAGUCAGGGACACAGACUGUUUACUUUUCGACAGUAAAUUCAUGCUCAUUAGCUGUUUAACAUAUUUCCAUAACAACAUAGUCAACUUUGGUGUUUUUGUUUUUUCCAAAAGGAAUCAUCAUGAGCCGUCCUCACCUAUGUUCACUGCGUGGGCUACAUGUUCUUUAGACGCAUCAAUAAUCUCAUUUUGGAUCCUCUGAUCACUUUUCCACUCCCACUCAAAUGACAAAUCGAGUUACUGCUGAUUCGUGCCCAGCUUUAUAUAUAUAUACCAUAGACUUCAUAAUGUAUUGACGGGACACGGGGCGUACGGCCGAUUAAUCUGAGUGGAAA